AUGAAGGCAAGGAUAACCAAGGAUGGUGCUGAUCGAGAAAGCAUCCGAGACAAGCUCAAGCUGUGUAUUUAUCCGCUUGCUCCAACAUCACAUCCUCCAAAUAUCGUGAACAUAGUGAGUGGUCAGGUGGCGGAUCACAAAGUAAAUGUUCAAGAUGCUGUAGCUAUUGGUACCAAGCAAAUGCAAGAAUUCGAAAAAAGCUGGCCAGAAGGGUUCGGGAGUACAAUCUCAAAGAAAGUCAAAACUGUUGCAGACAGUAAGAAACAUAUCAAGGUUGGCUCAAAGAAGGUGUAUGAUACUUCGGUGAUUUACAGUAGAGUGAUAGGCAUCCAAGCAAGUUCAAGGGACAUUGAUAUCAAGGAGGUAUUGAGUCAUGAGCUGGCUCCUGUGCCGACGUCAAUGUUUCUUGACUCAGGUGCAAUGCGAAUCUGCAAAGCAAAAUCGGAGUUAAAAAAAGCGGCUUGCAAAAGAAGCGUCAUCCUCAUGUAAUAUAUCCAAUGUUGUGGCAACUGUGCUGGAUGGCUCUGCAGUGCUGUGGGUUGUCCAUUGGCCGGUUAAAGGUGUUAUCGUCGACUUCGUGGAGAAUUUCAAGGGGUUCUUAUUGAAGAAGCUACUAGAUUCCGAUGUCUACUUGAUCUUCGACAGGUAUCGUGAGUACAGCACCAAGAGUGUAACAAGAGACGCGAGGACAUGUGAGGUAAGCAGGGUGAAUCAGCUUACAGAAAACACACCUUUUCCUUCACAGAAGGCUGUGCUAACAGUUUAUCCCAACAACAAACAGCUGAUGUCUAUAAUUUGCAACAACAUUAUCAACAAUGGAGCAUUCCAUAUUCAACAUACUAUGGGGAACAAGCUGGUUAUCACAGGUAGCGACGAUGUCCCAACCGAGAUCCACAAGGGGCUUGUCAUUGCAAGGAGAGACAUUGCAACAUCUCACGAAGAAGUAGAUAACAUCAUUGUACAACAAGCUAUCAUAUGUGCAAAAGAGCAAUCCGGUGCUACAGUCGUUGUUGCAGAUGACACAGAUGUGCUUAUUCUGCUCCUGUAUCAUUAUUGGAACGAACGUCUUACCUGCCCAAUGUUUAUGAUCUCACCGAUUCAGCAAAGAUCACUUAUCGACAUUAAGACCACUGUACAAGCCCACCGUACCAUCAUACCUGGUUUACCAGCAGCCCAUGCGCUAUCCGGUUGUGACACUGUACCUACAUACUUCGGAAUUGGCAAGGGAACUGUCUUGAAGAAUCUAAUUAUUGCUGCUCCCAACUCGUUGUCGCUGUUAGGAUGUUCAGAUGCGCCACUUCCUGAUGUUGUUGACCAGGCAACAAAGUUUAUCAGUGCUUGCUACAGCAAAACAGUUCAUGAAAAGACGAUGUCCAAUGUCAGAUACAAGAUCUGGACAACGAAGUUUGGAAAUACUGCAACUUCAGCCCCAAAGAUACAAGCACUGCCACCUACCACAGAAGCAUUUGUAGAGAACGUGAAGAGAGCCCACCUUCAGACCGGUAUUUGGAAAGCAGCACUGACCCUAGAUCCACCUACUCUUGAUCCAGUCAAAUACGGAUAUGUGAGACAUGAGCCUUCCAAGUCAUUGCUUCCAACAACUGUACCAGACGGUGUUACAUUGGCGCCAGAUGAUAUAAUAUAUCUGAUCAAGUGCAACUGUGAAGGUGCCUCAGCGUGCAGAAACAUGAGGUGCAGCUGCAACUGCAGCAAAUUGCCAUGCACUUUGUUUUGCAAAUGCGACGCUGGAGAUGAAUGUCUAAACGAACUUACCAAGACGGUAGUUACGCCAAGAGAGGCCACCGACUAA
Messenger RNA from Paramuricea clavata, 1810 nucleotides. NCBI's taxonomy places the organism in Eukaryota, Metazoa, Cnidaria, Anthozoa, Malacalcyonacea, Plexauridae. The record is from the annotation of a GenBank genome assembly.